AUGGAUGAAAAGCCAGAGUCGGCAGCAAAUGCAGUCAAGGCCAUCACAGUGCUCCAGAAUGUCAUUAUCAUGCAAGAACCUGGAAGAUCGGUGCUACGGCACAUUGAGGAUGACGUGGCCGUCUCAGUAUCCCCCCAGUGGGCCGGUGGUCCGCGUCGAGUGUUGUCCAGGGAUGUCCAGAUCUCGACCUCCAUCCUGACCAGCACCGUAUGGCCAGGUGGUGUGAUGGGAAACGUUGUCAAAGUUUCAAGUCCCUGGCUGUGCAGAGAUUCGAAACCGUCCAUGUCGCGACAACACCCCUCCAGCUGUCGCCGGUAUGUCUCGGCGAGGUGUGCCCACAAUCCGGACACGUACCUGGGGCGGAGAGCCACAAACCCUCGUGAGUGGCAACAGUCUGUCCCUCCUGACUACUGGCACUACGUGGUCCAGUUAACAACUAAGAAUUGGUUGGUUCUUGGAAUACUUCUGUAAUCCCGUUAUAGG
Molecule: messenger RNA, 483 nt
Organism: Aplysia californica (California sea hare)
Lineage: Eukaryota; Metazoa; Mollusca; Gastropoda; Aplysiida; Aplysiidae
Exons: 3
Coding region: 1-471 (156 amino acids)
Source: RefSeq, a predicted model, not a curated record